Manacus vitellinus (golden-collared manakin) is the source of this 6102-nucleotide messenger RNA. RefSeq names its product eukaryotic translation initiation factor 4 gamma 3 (gene EIF4G3). The record is from RefSeq and is a predicted model, not a curated record. Bases 290 to 4900 code for a protein of 1536 amino acids. Gene Ontology annotation, molecular function: protein binding; translation initiation factor activity; mRNA binding. Gene Ontology annotation, cellular component: eukaryotic translation initiation factor 4F complex. Lineage: Eukaryota; Metazoa; Chordata; Aves; Passeriformes; Pipridae. The transcript has 38 exons.
UCUGGAUCUCGCUGCCAGAAUCCCCCGAGGUCCUGUCCAGCAGCCCCUCGAGGAUCGGAUCUUCACUCCGACCGUCUCCGCUGUGUACAGCACUGUAACACAAGUAGCAAGACAACCGGGUCCUCCUGCCCCAUCCCCUUACACUGCACAUGAAAUAAAUAAGGGACACCCAAAUCUUGCUGCAACGCCACCGGGACAUGCCUCGUCCCCUGGGCUCUCACAGGCUCCUUACCCCUCAGGACAGAAUGCAGCUCCAACCACGUUGGUGUACCCUCAAGCCCCUCAAACAAUGAACACCCAGCCUCAGACCCGCUCGCCGCCCAGCAGAACAGUGCCAAUACAUUGCACAGACAACUGGAAGAGGAGGAAGGUUUUGGAACAGAGUCCGGUUUACAGGUCCCUGGCUGGAAGAGGCUGGAUAAAAUACUGCAUUUUUGCAGCGGGGCCUCGACCUGCCCAUCACCAGGGAGGAUUCAGACCUAUACAGUUUUUUCAGAGGCCUCAGAUCCAGCCUCCAAGAGCCACCAUCCAGAACAGCAGCCCCUCCAUCCGUCCCGGAGCACAGACCCCGACUGCCGUGUACCAAACCAACCAGCACAUCAUGAUGGUGAACCACCUGCCAAUGCCCUACCCGAUGCCUCAGGGCCCCCAGUACUGUAUCCCACAGUAUCGUCACAGUGGCCCCCCAUACGUCGGGCCCCCCCAGCAAUACCCUGUGCAGCCGCCGGGACCGGGACCCUUUUAUCCAGGCCCAGGUCCUGGAGAGUUCCCCAAUGCCUAUGGAACACCGUUCUACCCCAGCCAGCCCGUGUACCAGUCCGCGCCCAUCAUUGUGCCUACGCAGCAGCAGCAGCCACCACCCGCCAAGAGGGAGAAGAAAACGAUCCGAAUCCGGGAUCCAAACCAGGGAGGCAAAGACAUAACAGAAGAAAUCAUGUCUGGAGGGGGCAGCAGGAACCCCACCCCCCCCAUCGUCAGACCCACCUCCACCCCGACUCCGCCUCAGGUGCCCAGCCAGGUCCCCGAGCCCAGCCCUGCAGGAUUUGGGGCCGUGGAGACCCCCCACCUCUCUGCCAGCACCCCCAGCACUGCGGCCACCGCCCCCAAGCAAGAAGAGAAGCCAAAACCAGAUCCAGUAUUAAAACCACCUUCUCCAGUCCUCAGACCAGAGCCUGCUGGGGAGAAGAAAGAUCAAGCUGGCCAGACCACAGAGGCCUCUGCCCCCGUGGAGACCCCCCCAGAACUUCCUCCUCCCUCUCCUCCGGUUGCCGUUGCUGCUGUUCCCACUACAACUCCUUCUCCACCUCCUCUCCCGCCUCCGAGUGCCCUCCCUGUUGUCCAGGGGGAUUUAGAAGGAGAGGAGAGCACAAGAACUACUCUUAGCGAAGAGGUGAAAGAUGCUGAAAAGAAGGAAGAGCCGGAAGCCGAUGGGCAGCUGGAGGAGAGCGCGGAGGCUCCGAGUGUCAACUCGAGCAAGAGUCCUGUCCCAGCCCAAACAGCUGUAACUGCACCAAAGACCUGGAAGAAACCAAAAGACCGGACCCAAGCCACUGAGGAGGUGACGGAGGCGGAGACAGAGCCUAAAGAAGAGGAGGAACCUUCAGGAGACAAAGUACUUGAAUCUGACCAGGAGAAAAUGAGCCAUGGGCCUCAACUGGAGAGGGAGCCCUCGGAGCUGAAGGCAGCGAAGGCCGUGGAGGAGAACGGGGAGCAGGAGGCGGAGCCCGUGCGGAACGGGGCCGAGAGCGUCUCCGAGGGCGAGGGCACCGAGCCACACUCCGGCUGUGCAGAGACCCCCAGCGAGGGGCCCGUGUACCAGUACAAACCAGAGCAGUGGAAGCCCCUGGACCCGGAGGGGAAGAAGCAGUACGACCGGGAAUUCCUGCUGGAUAUCCAGUUCAUGCCGGCCUGUAUCCAGAAGCCGGAGGGGCUCCCUCCCAUCAGCGACGUGGUGCUCGACAAGGUGAGAGGAGAGCCCAUAAAACAGGUCAACCAGCCGAAAUUGCCGCUGCGAACGCUGGACCCCCGGAUCCUGCCACGAGGCCCAGACUUCACCCCAGCCUUUGCUGACUUUGGGAGGCAAGCCCCCGGGGGAAGAAACGUGUCUGGAAGUGCCUGCAAAGUGCAGAGCAACCCUGGAUUGCCCUCCCUGGCUCGGUGCGGGCCCCCAGCAUGCCCUCUCUUGGUCUCGCCUCACCCACCAUUGAGGAACCUGCCGAUAGGGUUGUUGAAUGUUGGACCGAGGAGAUCUCAGCCGGGCCAGAGGAGGGAGCCCAGGAAGAUCAUCACUGUGUGUGUGAAGGAGGAUGUCCACCUGAAGAAGGCAGAGAACGCCUGGAAGCCGAGCCUGAAGAGGGAAAACCAAACCGAGGACCCGGAAAAUGUCAAAACCCAGGAGCUGUUCCGCAAGGUACGAAGCAUCUUGAACAAGCUGACGCCCCAGAUGUUCAACCAGCUCAUGAAGCAGGUGACAGACCUGACGGUGGACACGGAGGAGAGACUGAAAGGAGUCAUUGACCUGGUCUUUGAGAAGGCCAUCGACGAGCCCAGCUUCUCCGUGGCCUACGCCAACAUGUGCCGGUGCCUGGUGACGCUGAAGGUGCCCAUGGCAGACAAACCCGGGAGCACAGUAAAUUUCCGCAAGUUGCUGUUAAAUCGCUGCCAGAAGGAAUUUGAAAAGGACAAGGCUGACGACGACGUCUUUGAAAAGAAGCAGAAAGAACUCGAAGCUGCCACCACUCCAGAGGAGAAGACGCGGCUUCACGACGAGCUGGAAGAGGCCAAGGACAAAGCCCGGCGGAGAUCCAUCGGCAAUAUCAAGUUCAUUGGGGAGCUGUUCAAGCUGAAGAUGCUGACAGAGGCCAUCAUGCACGACUGUGUGGUGAAGCUGCUCAAGAACCACGACGAGGAGUCCCUGGAGUGCCUUUGCCGCCUGCUCACGACCAUCGGCAAGGACCUGGACUUCGAGAAGGCAAAGCCCCGCAUGGACCAGUAUUUUAAUCAGAUGGAGAAGAUUGUGAAAGAGAGGAAAACCUCCUCAAGGAUUCGGUUCAUGCUCCAGGAUGUGAUAGACCUAAGGCUGUGCAACUGGGUGUCCAGGAGAGCAGACCAGGGCCCCAAGACCAUCGAGCAGAUCCAUAAAGAAGCCAAGAUUGAAGAGCAGGAAGAACAGAGGAAGGUACAACAACUCAUGACCAAAGACAAGAGGAGACCAGGUGUCCCACGGGUGGAUGAAGGCGGUUGGAACACUGUGCAGGGGGCAAAGAACAGCAGAGUGCUGGACCCCACCAAGUUCCUUAAAAUCACCAAGCCCACAAUAGAUGAGAAGAUUCAGCUUGUGCCUAAAGCCCAGUUGGGCAGCUGGGGGAAGGGCAGCAGUGGUGGAGCCAAGGCAAGCGAGAUGGACUCCUUGCGACCAAGUGCCACAAGUCUGAACAGGUUUUCUGCCCUGCAGCCUCCAGUCUCCCCCGUUUCUGCCUCAUCCGCAUCUUCCGAACUCGAAUCCCGCAGGGCCUUAACGAGUCGCGGGAGCACGGGCAGGGAGAAGAACGACAAACCUCUGCCCCCCUCCCUGUCCCGCCCCAACACGUUCCUGCGGGGCAGCAGCAGCAAAGAGCUGCUCCUGGACAAUCAGGCGCAGGAGGAGCAGCGCAGGGAGAUGCUGGAGACGGUGAAGCAGCUGACGGGCGGGAUGGAGAUGGACAGGAACAGCACCGAGGCGGAGAGGAGCAAAGCCAAGGAACCCGCCAAACCAGAAGCUCCUCCAGCUCCAGUGCAAGAAAAGCCUUCAUUGUCAGAAGAGGAAAUAGAGAGAAAAUGCAAAUCUAUCAUUGAUGAGUUCUUGCAUAUUAAUGAUUUUAAGGAAGCGAUGCAGUGCGUGGAGGAGCUCAGCACCCAGAGCCUGCUGCCCGUGUUCGUGCGCGUGGGAGUGGAGUCGACGCUGGAGCGGAGUCAGAUCACCAGGGAUCACAUGGGCCAGUUGUUGCAUCAGUUGGUGCAGUCGGGAAAGCUGAGCAAGCAGGAUUUCUUCAAGGGCUUUUCAGAGACCUUGGAGAUGGCAGACGACAUGGCCAUAGAUAUACCCCAUAUCUGGUUGUACCUGGCUGAGUUAGUGACCCCCAUGUUAAAAGAAGGAGGAAUCUCUAUGAGAGAACUUAUACAAGAAUUUAGCAAACCCUUGCUUCCUGUGGGAAGAGCCGGCGUCUUGCUUGCUGAAAUCUUGCACCUUCUAUGCAAACAAAUGAGCCAUAAGAAAGUGGGAGCCUUAUGGAGAGAGUCUGGCCUCAGUUGGAAGGACUACUUGCCCGAAGGGGAGGAUGUACAUACCUUUCUCAUGGAACAAAAGUUGGAGUUCACAGAGUCCGACUGUUCCAGUUCCUCAGAAGCACUUUCAGAGAAAGAACUCUCUGCAGAAGAGCUGAACAAGCAGCUGGAAAAACUCAUUGUUGAGGACAAGGCGAAUGAUGAACAAAUCUUUGACUGGGUAGAGGCUAAUCUAGAUGAAAGCCAGAUGAGUUCACCUACAUUCCUUAGAGCUUUAAUGACAGCAGUUUGUAAAGCAGCUAUUAUAGCGGACUCUUCCAGCUUCCGUGUGGACACUGCUGUUAUCAAGCAGAGAGUGCCCAUCUUACUCAAGUACCUGGACUCAGACACAGAGAAGGAACUACAAGCACUUUAUGCACUACAAGCAUCAAUAGUAAAACUUGAUCAACCUCCUAAUUUGUUGCGGAUGUUUUUCGAUUGCCUGUACGACGAGGAGGUCAUUUCGGAGGAUGCCUUCUACAAGUGGGAGAGCAGCAAGGACCCAGCGGAGCAGAACGGCAAGGGAGUGGCGCUCAAAUCCGUCACGGCGUUCUUCACGUGGCUACGGGAGGCCGAAGAGGAGUCGGAGGAUAAUUAAAACUUAAAAUACAGAUUUAAAACAUUAAAAAAAAAAAAAAAAAAAAAAAAAAAAGAAACAAUUUAAGUAUUUUUUUAAAGAGUUUCACGUCUUCGCCAAUCACAGUGCAGCAAGGCCAAUUCUCUCUCUCGCAGACCCCCCUUGCCCCACACACGCACGAGUGGGAGAGGUAAAAACCCGAUAAACACCGAGGUGAUGAUCAUGGAGGCAAAAAGGUACUUGAAAAAAAAAAAAAAACACAACAAAACAAAAACCACAAAAGUAAACUUCAAACCUGAGGGCGGGAGCACCAAACCAAAAUACCUGUAUUAUUUAUAGAAAAUAUUUUCUGUUUUAAUCUUUUUCUUUUCUUUUUAAACAAGGACUCAUACUUAGGAAAAAACACACAGCGAAACAAAUCUGUUUAGCAAAAAAAAAAAGAAAAAAAAAAAAGGUUGGAAACUUUUAAUUUAUUAUUUUAAGGACUGCAAAUGCCAGUGUAAUUUUUAAAUUUGCAGUUUCUGUAAACAAAUUGUAUAAUAGAACAAAAGCAGAGAAAUAAAUUUCCCUCCCCUUCAUACGCACCUCAGUUUUGUUUCAAAGCAUGAUAAAUAGACAAAACUUUCAAGGGGGUUGGGGUGAGCUAGAUGAGGACGAGAUCAAUUUUUUUUUUUUUUUUUUUGAAUUGUCAUCAGAUUUUUCUGCCUGCCUCUCAGCUUGCUUCAGAAAUUUAAAAAGAAAAUAGUAAUCAAACCGUACAUAACCUUGGAUCGGAAGGAAAUGCAUUUGAGAAAACUGCUGCGGACCAGAGUGCUCCGAAAAAUAACUCAUUGAAAACAGUGCUACCCCGGGGAAAAAAAAGUACUAGUGAUACUUUGAGAAACUUUAGAGCAACUUUAAGGCUUGUAAAUACAUAGAACAAAUAUUUAAAAAAAAAAAAAAAAAAAAAAAAAAAAUUGACUCAAUACUAUUUCUUUUCACUUUCAAAAUAUAAAGAACAAAAUAAAGACAAACAUUGCAAGUUUAAAAGAAAGUAAAACGACUUCUCCUUUGACAGCUGCUGAAUGUGUGCACCAUCCUGAGCGGUGCUUCCUUGGCGUGCCGUAGGUCCUCGGGCCCAAAUUGUGUACAUACAGUGUGUGUCUGUCUGUGUGACUACCAAAAAUGAGGGGUGAGAGCAAUUGUUGUUUAAAAAAAGAAAAAAGGCAAAAAAAAAAAAAAGG